Closterium sp. Naga37s-1 is the source of this 387-nucleotide messenger RNA. NCBI's taxonomy places the organism in Eukaryota, Viridiplantae, Streptophyta, Zygnematophyceae, Desmidiales, Closteriaceae. The record is from the annotation of a GenBank genome assembly.
AUGCCGAUGGACGGACAGACGGUGGCAGUGCAUUACUACGCGCGGCUGGGGGCGAAGCAGGGCUGGCGGUUCGACAACACGUUCGAGCACCGCGACGCGAGUGGCGAGGCGAUUCCGUAUGAGUUUAUCGUCGGGGAUCCCAAGGUCAUCCAAGGGCUGAGCAUUGCCGUGCGGGGCAUGAGGGUGGGUGGUGUGCGCAGAGCCAUAAUCCCCCCCAACGUGUCAUAUCAAACCAGAGAGAAUCUGCCGCUUCCCCCCAGAUAUUCUGACAGACAGCGUCUCUUCACAACGGUUUUCAACCCAACACGCUUGGCAAAUGGGGAAGGUUCUUCACUUGGCACAGUCAUAUUCGAUAUCCAGUUGUUGGGGAUCCGAAGCCCAGUGUAA